This is a messenger RNA of Paramecium pentaurelia, 1605 nucleotides long. NCBI's taxonomy places the organism in Eukaryota, Ciliophora, Oligohymenophorea, Peniculida, Parameciidae. The record is from the annotation of a GenBank genome assembly.
AUGUAAAAUGUCUAAGGUUGUUCUUCUAAAACUCAAUAGACUGAUCAAACUUAUUAAGAAUGCAGAAAUUCUAAUUAAUUCAAGUUAAUACUAAAUGAAUUUAUACAUUUAUAACAUCAUAAACAAUGGAAUCAUCAACUUAGACUCACAGAAAUAUUACUGUAUUAAUACUUAACUAUCAUGUAUGAUGGAAAUCUACUUUAAGAAUAUUGUAUACUACAUCCUAAUGUAUUAAGUAUUGGCAUUCACAAUAUUCAAUUAUCAUAAUAUGAAGUCAAGUAGAAGAGUUUCCUGUUUAAUAAUAAAAUUUGUUAUUUAAUUGCAUUAGGUGAUGAUAUUCUGCUCCUUUUUAAAGAUGAAGAAUUGUAAUAACUGUGGUACUAUUCAAUGAAACAGUUUAGUAUUAUGAAAUUCUUUUAAAGAAAAUUUUAAUUGGAACAAGAACUAUUUUAAGGCUUUUACAAAAUUAUAAAUAAGAAAGUAAUCCUCUUUAAAUAAUAAGAAUCAUGAAUAAUUUUCUGCUAAUAUAAUUUGUAAGUAGUAACCUUAUCUUGAACAUACUUUUGGAUUAUUACAUGAGUGUAGACAUCCUUCAAUCUUAAAGAUCAAAGGAAUUUAUGAGGAUCCAUGUAAUUAUAUUAUAGUUACAGAUUACUAUGAAGGAGAACCCAUAUUUAAUGCACUUAUAGGAGGUUUACAAUUAAAAGAAUCUGAGAUUGCAUCUGUAUUAUUGUUUGUUUUUAAUAAAUCAUUUUAGGUAAUCUAUUAGAUAUUGAUUCUACUACGUUAUUUAAAUGAUCAUUAAGCAUAUCAUGGUAAUCUUGGUGCUCAUAGUGUAAUUAUAAAUUAGGAUACUAUAACUAUAGAUAUUAUAAUGAUAGACUUUGUCUAUUUUGUAUAUAAAAUUAAUAAUUUUGAUAGCCUUUUAAAUAAGGAGAUGAUACUACUCAAUAUUGGAAUUGGGUUAGUUAAUUUUAAUAAAAAAGAAAUAAGGAUAGUGAAAUUCCAGGGAUUCAUUCUGAUUUAUAUUAGUUAGGAAUUUUAUUGUAUAUGAUUACCUUUUUUCCAAAAGAGUUUAGUAGAAUGGAAGUAUUAAAUAAAUGAAAAAUAGAAUAAGAUUGACAAUUAAAAGUUUUACUUUUAGUAUAUGAAAGAUCUCCAUAUUGAUUAUGAUUUGAUUAAUCAAAGUAUAGAAAUAUUAGCAGGUUUUGUAAAUAAAAUAAAAAUUAGAAUUGAAAUCAUUAAAUGAGAAUUAUAAACAUGUUUUUUCGUUGAGCUAAUUACAUUUGAUAAAGAAACUACUUUCUUAGUGUUCAUUAACAGAUGCACUCAAUCACUAAUGGUUUAUUAAUACUUAACAAAAAUGUAAAUCUCAUCAUCAGCGUUAAGGAAUAACUAAUCUUAAAACAAUUAUUGAAUAGAGAGAAUUUAGUGAUGAAGAAUAUAGUAUUUCAUAGAGUAAACAAAGUAAUAUUUAGAAUGAGAAUUGUGAAUCAAGUAAGUUAUUUUAAUGAGCAUUCAGUUGAUGAGUAUCCAACUCUUUAAUAUUUGAUGAGAAACAUCUUAGAUUAUGAAAAGGCGCCAUGUAAAUCUCACCAUUGUUGA